AUGAAGCUUAAGAAACUAAAGCAGCAGCAGCUUCGCGCUAAAACCCUACGUGAGAAAAUCGAAGCCACACUUGCUGUGGCACUUUUUUAUUACGAAAGUGAUGAUUACGCUUCUGCAGUUAGUGAAUAUAAAGCCCUGCUUGAACUCUACGAGAGCGGAACAGUUGUUGAAAAACUUCAGUUGGCCCUAACUCACCGGUCACUUGCGGAAUGUUAUUUGGAAUUAGCGGAUUUUAACAAUGCCAUUAAGCACUCAAAUCAAUAUCUCAAAUUAGCAAAAGAAGAAAGCAAUUUCCUAGAGCAGCAACGAGCCUUUGUGACCAUUGGACGGUGCUUUGAAUGUCGCGCUGAUAAUGUCUUUAACGGUGAAUUAUCAAAAAAGAGUUUGUUUGCGGCGAAGCAGGCUAUUUUAAAGAGUAUAGAACUUACCAAGUCAGUGAAAGGCCACGUUCUUCGAUCAUGUGGAGACUUUGAUUCGGCCCGAGCUCGGUUUGAUCAGUGUAUUAAGAUUUCGUAUAAGUAUUCACUGAAGAAAUUACUAUGGGGUGAGGCUGCCUUUACGAAGAAAAGACUGGAAGUUUGUGAUUCUGAAGGUCUUGAUCAGUUGUCCGCGUUGGCUAAACAAGUAGAUUGUGGUCUUGUAUCCGCUGCUGAAGCAUGUGCGAGUUUAGGUGCAUACGCUCUUUGCGCACACUUUUAUCAUCGAGAAAUCGAAUUUCUAACUAGUCUUUCCGGGUACUCACUUUCGUCUUCGACGAAUCUCAGUGAGGAAGAACUUGCUCGAAGUUGGCUUUCUCUUGCCAGGGCUUUGAUUCAAUCACCGAAAAACACGCCGCCAGGAUUUCAUUUAACGGGCAUUCGUGAGUGCCUCGACGAACUAGUUGAGUACCACAGAAGUUGUGGACGAAUGUCUCUUGCAAGCCUUUACGCGGAUGAGUUGAAAGCUCUUGGCGAUAGUGAGAGCCACCAACCCAAUGAUCCUACCACCAGUUCUCAAGUUCGUAUUCAAGGCAGAAGAAAAGGGGAGAUUGAAUCAGAUGUUGAUUUAGAUUUCGAAACUCAAAAUAAAUCGUUGGACGAAGCCAUCGAGGUUCUUUCCUCUGAUUCAGACAUUGCACAGUGUGUGGAUGUAUCCAACGGAGCUAAUGAUUUGAUAGAAUCACAAGGAAAGAGACGGAAUAAAGCUCUUUGCCUUAAAACAAAUCUGAAGGGCGAGUCCCCCUUGCAUGUUGCUGCCAUCAAUGGCAAUCUCGAACACGUUGUCAAACUAGUCGAAGUUUUGGCACACCCAAUAAACAUUCGUGACGGUGCUGGUUGGUUGCCCAUCCACGAGGCAGCCUUUCACGACCAUGCUGACAUUGCUAUCUACUUGUUAGAUAAAGGAGCCCACCUAGACGACACAGGAUGCCAGAAAGAUCUUUCAACGCCCCUCUUUGAGGCAAUUCAUGGAAAUGCUCUCAAAACUGCCACUAUCCUCGUUAACCGUGAGUCUUACGAAAAAUGGUGCACCCAUCGCCCCCAGAAGCCCCCUUUAGCGGCUCCAACUCAAGCUACUGAAUCCAUAGCAUUUAUGAAUGCGGGUGAAGUUGAUGAUGCCAAUCUUGAACACAAUCUUCCCCUUAUGAACAAAAAGAAAAGAUCAAAAUCGUUUUUCUCGCGACGCCAAAGGAUUAGUUCUGAGUCCUCCUCAGGGGAAGAGACGUGUAAACAAAAGAAGUAUCUGAAACGGAAUUCUCUCGAUUCUUCUUUGUCGUUGGGGUAUACCAAGGCUGUUAAUGACUACCGCAAUGCCAUGAGGGCGGUUGGCAGUUCUGCUGUUCGUUCCUCUAUUGAGGCUUGCGUGGUUGAUGAUGAUACUAGUGAAAAUCGGGCGGGUGACCUUACUGGAGUUCCCGCUGACGAUACUGCCAGUUGGCUAGAAGACGACUUGAAAUGUUCGAGACAAAAGAAAAAACGAUCAAAAAAGGCCCUAUAUCAACCACUGCGUUACAGUCCACAGCCCCAAUUUCCGUAUCCUAGGUCAACGCACUUACCGGAUGCAGAUGCGUUUGAUCCCGCUGAGGCUCUUUCAUCCACUCAAAUACAGGCGCAUGCGCCCUCUCAUGUGCCGCAGCCCUCUUCGGCAGAGACACCAGCAGCUCCCGCUAUCCAGGCAUCUCAGCAGCCUACGGUCCAGCUGCCGACACAGACAUCAGGCGUGACCUGGUGCACUGUCAAGGUUACUUUUUCGGAUAUUUCCCUGUUACUUCCCGUUGAUUCCCAACAUCGUACUGUAAAUUGGCUUGCAGAAGAGGCCUAUCGUCGCCACCAACUCCUCCUUGACCAGGAGUUACCUGCCACCACAAACCAAGUUCGUAUACGCUCUCCAGAUGGUGCACUACUUCUUCCGACGGAUCUUCUCUGCUCUGUUCUUCCUACAGCCCUCCAAGGCGCUAAUCCAGAACUGAUGGCGGAAAUUGUUCAGCCUAGUAUUCAUGCGACUGGAGUCCGAAAUCGCUCUCGGACACCUAAUCGCCCCACACCAACUGAGACUUCGGUUCCUCCGGUUCUGGUUUUGGGAUCCGCCAAUACGCUCGAAGGAUUGGGCCACAUUUCCUCGCUAACUUUACGUCGGUCUAUAUCAAAUGCCUUGGAUACAGGUCUUCUGGACCUCUCUUUCCAGGCUCUCGGGGGACCAGGAUGCGCCAAUGCCCUUUUGGAGUACGUGAAAUUAAGGGCUGAAAAUCGACAUGUCACAAAACUUUGUCUCGAUGGUAAUUUACUGUCACCAAAUGAUCUGCAGGAACGCUCAUCUUCGGAAAGGCCUGUUCUGCUGCUGGCCUUUCAGAAGGUUUUAACACCUCAUUUGAAGGAGCUGUCGUUGGCGGACAACUUUCUCACUAUUGAUGCAGUAAUAACCUUACUCUCAGGAGGCCAAUAUUUACCCAGCGUGCCAGCUAAUCAGAUAACUCACUUGUGCCUGAGUCACAAUCCCCUGUUUGUCCAACCAACCGACCCCAGUCGUAACACUGUCACAUCUCCUACAACUUUGCCAUGGUUCAACACUGACCAACUCUUUCUAACUGACACUGGCGCAUCCAAUGUUCCCCCGUCUACGACACUUUCAUGUCUCCUUGCCGCAUGUCCAAGACUAAUCCGCUUAGAAUUGAUCAACUGUGACAUCACGCCUACAGUUUGGCAGAAUGCCUUAGUGCCUCGAUUUGUCAGUACAAGUAGCUUUUCAUAUUCGUCUGAAAGGACUUUGUCUAACCCUACAGUUAGUCACCUAAGUGAGUUGGACAUCAGUCUGAAUCCACUUUCGUCGAAAAUGCUUAACACCGACGGAGACUCCUUGUUUGAUGUCCUAUCGGCUCCUGAGGGCAAAGGCCACUCGCUUCUCUCAUCACUUCGUGUUCUCUCCGUUCGAGGAAGCCUCUCGGUGAGUGGGUGUAAACGUGGAGGCACCGGACUAGUUCUAGGUGAUGAGGCGUUAUCCGGAGAAACUUGGAUGCUUUGUGAGGAUUUUUGCAAGGACACAACCACCAAACCAUCAGGAGAUGUCUUUAUCGCCUGUCUUUCCCGUCUGCUUGAUGCGACACUAGAUGUUGGUUGCUGUAAUUUGACAGAGGGUUGCCUUCCGAACUUGCAGAGGUUGUUGGCGGCUCCGAGCACGACUCUAACUUCACUGUCCUGCGAUCGAAACCCCGGUUUACGAAAGGGUACUGUGUGGGCCAACGUUCUUUCAACCAGUGGCCAGGCCUCUUCUCCACUUGUUUCGCUUUGUAUCGAUAUUCCGCUGCUUGUAACGGAGGGUGACUUGACGGCUACUGUGGAAGCGGUUGCCCGCAAGUUUUCACCAAGCACCUGCCCCACACCCUUGCAGGAGUUUACCCUCAUUGGAAGCGUAACUUGGCCAAAGCGCUCACGUUUGGAGAAGCAAUUGAAGGAGGCUGAAGUUAAGGCCUCUCUCGCUCAGCGAGAGCUGAGUGCAGCUGAAAAGGCAUAUUCUUCAGCCCAGUCAGAAGAAUUACUGCUGUGUGAAAAGAAACAGCUGCUUCUGCACAAACUGGAGACUCUUAAUUCCAUGAACGAUAGGUUACAUCAGCUGUUCACCCAAAAUCAGGAAUCGGAAAUCGAGCUAGAAAACUGUACAUCAAAGCGUCAAGCAGAAGUAUCAUCGGAGUGGUAA
Messenger RNA from Mesocestoides corti, 4167 nucleotides. The record is from the annotation of a GenBank genome assembly. Lineage: Eukaryota; Metazoa; Platyhelminthes; Cestoda; Cyclophyllidea; Mesocestoididae.